Messenger RNA from Penicillium canescens, 1059 nucleotides. RefSeq names its product fungal specific transcription factor domain-containing protein. The record is from RefSeq and is a predicted model, not a curated record. NCBI's taxonomy places the organism in Eukaryota, Fungi, Ascomycota, Eurotiomycetes, Eurotiales, Aspergillaceae. Bases 1 to 1059 code for a protein of 352 amino acids. Gene Ontology annotation, molecular function: zinc ion binding; DNA binding. The transcript has 2 exons. Gene Ontology annotation, biological process: DNA-templated transcription.
AUGUGUGCUUUGGCUUUUGCACUUUGUGCAAGUACCGGUGCCAGUCUACAACUGGACCUCGCUCAAAACCAAGAGAACGACUCCUCUAUUCCGCAUGAAGGAGACGCGAUGGCAUUAACGGACCGAUUUGCUGCUGAAGCGGAGCGAUGUCGCUCAAUGUAUGAAUAUCGCGAAAGCUCCACACACGAAGCUAUUCUUGUGCCUUUGUUCCUUCACAUAUAUUAUGGCACAAAAUCAAAAAAGCAGACAACAUCGCUGCUACUGCGGGAGUCAGUCACACUGUGUCAGUUGAUGGGACUCGACAACGAGGAGACAUAUUGUGGCUUGAAUACCGAAGAAGAAAGUUACAUGCGAAGAACCUUUUGGCUUUUGUAUGUCACAGAAAGAGGACAUGCAAUGCAGCAUGGCACUGGGACUUGUCUUUCAGAGUCUAUCAGUCUACCCUUAACUGACAACCAAAGCGAGCCUCAGGUACUGCAGGCUUUCAAUAGCCUUGUUCAUCUUUUUGUAUCGGUUGAUGGUGUUCUCAUAGACGCCAACCCUUGCACCGGGACAGAACAGCAAAGCUGCAGCAGAGAAACUCUCUCUCGCAUACAAAAUGAGCUUCGCCAGCACCGUCAAUGGCCUACAGAAUGGAAUGAGUUACAGAGGAGCGAUGUCUCUAUCACCCAGCAGUGGCUACGUAUGCUUGUGUGGCAGCUCUCGUUGAGGAAUGUCUCCAUGUCAAGCGAACCGACUGAUGAUAGCAUGUCUUUCAUAUACCCAGCCCAUGUGUCAAGGGAUGCGUUGCAGUCCAUCUCGACUGUGUCUAUGGAUGCACUUGUUGCUCACGGCCCAGGAAUGACUCGCCAAAUACUUCACGAGUUCUGCUGUUAUCUUGCUAGAUUGAACGGGAGCGGCGGCAGUUUGAACUGGCUUCAAAAGAGAAUAGCUGAAUCUGAUGUUCCCCUACAGCCUGCCUUUGAGCUCCAAGCUUUAUCUGACGCCGCCUACGAGACUACCUAUUCCAUAAACGAACGCAUAGACGAAGUCGACGAUAAUAGUGAAGAGUCAUAUUAA